Molecule: messenger RNA, 5859 nt
Organism: Cooperia oncophora
Lineage: Eukaryota; Metazoa; Nematoda; Chromadorea; Rhabditida; Trichostrongylidae
Source: the annotation of a GenBank genome assembly
UUGAAGUAUUCCUGUUUUCAUCACUUUGCAAUUUUUAGCGUUUCUAUUUUCAGCGUGUUCAAAGUGGAAAGUGGUGAAGCUCGCGUACCAGCGGAUUUCUGCUCCGAUCGGCUCCACGAUCACUUUAUCGAUCGAAAACACGGCGGUAUACCGGUGAAGAAUCCUGUAUCGUUACCGACAACCCCUACCAUUGGUAGUGGUUGUAUCUCGGUCGGAGGAUCAACUGUGCAAGACGACGAUUCUUUGACUGCACUCUUAGCACCCCCGCCUGAUCCACCAAGUGAUAUGCCCAGCUACCGGUAUGAACACCAUCGCGAUCAACGUCGGUCACCUACCCAUUCAAGACGUCGUGAGCGCUCCCGGGAGCGAUCACAAGAAAGAUCCCGACACAGAAAGUCAUCAAAGUACGGCUACGACAAAGGGUCUUCUCGAAAGAAGGAAAGGAAGGAACGGAAACAGAGUGCGUCAUCAGAUUCCUCAAUGUCGUCUAGUGAGGACUCGUCUUUGACGCGACUCCGAUCGGCUUCAAACGAUAGCCGUGCGUCGAGCCCGUUGUCGUACAGUCAGCGGAAUAAAGACAGACGACGUGAUGAGAGACGUGAAAUCCGCAGCGAUCGAAAUGUUAACGGCAAGCCACGAAAUACAUCUUCAUCGCGACGUAGUCCAUUUGAAGUUUCGAAAUGGUCAGAUCGGAAAACAACGCGACAUUCCCCCGCUGUGGAAGAAAGGCUGCCGCAAACAAUGCAAGCAUCGAGUGUUAAUGCGGCAAUUGGCACAAUUACGCCAACUCCUGACGAUCGAAAAAGUGGGGAUAGUGGGUUCUACGAUGAUGUUUCACGACCACCGCUGGAUCCUCCACCUGCACCACCUCCAAUGGAGACGUUGCCGCAAAUCCCGUCACCUCCUCCAGCAGAUCCUCCAGUGAGGAAGAAACCAUCUCCUCGAUCGAAUUCCCACUCACAACAUUGCACUCCCCAUUUCGUAUCGCCUCCGUCUACUUCACGGCACGAUUCCUAUUCCAGCCGCCACCAAUCUCAUCAUUUCGGACAGGAACCGCAGUCGAUUUCUGCACAACAUCGACAUCAGUCCUUGUCAUCUGGACCAGGUCCUUCGUCAGGUACACCAUCCAAUUACAACACCUCCAGUCAUUCCCAGAAACGUCACUCCAUAGACGGACAAAGUUCCCACACACGUCCGCAUUCAACAUCACAGCCAUCGACGCAUAGAUCCCGAACAGGGAAAUGGCCAUGGAAUGAUCUGCUUCGAAAUCCUUGUGUUUUCCCAGAACUAGCAAGCACAUCUUUGUGUGAUCCACGGCGAACUCACGGUGAAUCUUCGCGAAUGAUUUCAUCACAUUUGCCCUUGCCACCUUUCGCCAGUUCGGAUCGCCAUCCACGUUCAGUGGCGGGUGAGUGGCGAAAACGAUCAUCUGGAAGUGCUGCGAGCACCGAGGGAGGCUAUUCCGUUUCACAACGUCGAGCUAGUGGUGGUUCGGGAAUUAUUCCUGGCACUCGUCCCCUCGCCAGCUCCUCGUCUGAAGAACGGCCUUCUCACUUACAUACACCUGUUUCAACGCAAGCGGCGCCGGCACAUGGUACGGUAUCCCGUAGUCCAAGCAGCAGUGGUGGGAGUGGUGGCAUGGAUAGCGACGCCCAACUUUCACCAGAUGCAGCUCCGCUUCCACCACCACCUCCUUCUGCUUUGGAUCUCCUUUGUGAACCUGAUGACGUGCCAAUUUUGGCCGAUGCAUGGACUGGGCGCCUUGCUGAGAUUGGUUCUCGUCUUACCGAUGUGAAUGCGUCACUGGAAGAAGCCCACCGAGGCGUGGCCGAAUUAGAUGACCAACAUCAUCGUCAUCCAUCGACAUCCCUGGUGACGGAAACAACUCCAACGUCGUCUCGCCAUAAACAGUCGGGUGCUUCGUUAACCACACACCGUACAGACUCAUUUGAAGAACGACUGCGGAGUAUAAAUCAGAAGAAGAAAUCAUCGUUUGACGACUUCACUUUGAAUAUCACGCAGGAACGGAUACUUGCUGCGAAGGCUUCCGCACCGGAUCCGCUAAGUGUUUCUCCAUUUCCGGUGAUCUCAUCGGGAAGCGGCUUAUCAUCCAGUGGAUUCAGUAGGAAUGCAGGAACACAUCGACCUGCUCUUUCAAUCACUAUUCCUCAACCCGGAAGUGCUUCACAGAGUGCGGCCACAACUCCAGCAUCAACGCGAAUUGAUUCUCCUCUGUCGUCGCGCAAAUCUGGAGCUCCAUGCAGUGGCGCAUCAUCGUCACGACCACCUGCAUCAGCGCACGUAACAUCCGCGUCGACUCCACCAGUUCGCCUUGCAGCACCACCAACAGCUCCGCUGAUAGCAUAUCCUCCGAACUUCUCGGUUCCACCACCAAAUUUCUCUUCAUCAGCCACUUCAUCUUCCGCUUACGCGUUAUCUACAACACCAGAAUCACAAACAUCUCCCAUCCUUUCUGCCCCUCCUCCUCCGCCUCAGCUCCCGCCAACAACACAGGAAUCGACUUCAAAUCGAGAAGCCUCGUCCCUGAAGAGUCCGACGUCGGCUCCCGGAACUUGCCCUCUGUCUAAACCCAGUACUCCAGCUGUGACAACAAGUGCGCGAUCAUCGCAUGCUUCUUCAACGCAGCCACAUACGUCCUCAGUUACCACCCCGCAUCACAACACUCAUGGUGCGACGAGCUCUUCUCAUACUUCAUCUCACCCUCCAACCCAACAGCAAUCACAUCAUGGAACAUCUCAUUCGACGCAAGCAACGCCGAAGUCAUUUGGCAACAAGAUCCUGCAACCAUCCCAACGGACAGGCGAAAAACAUACCCCUCAACGUCACGAUUCAAUGUCUGCGCUAAAAUCACCGGUACCUGGCUCAGCUCCAUCAUUGACUGGAAGAUCGUUGUCGGUUUCGGAUGCACGUAAAACAGGAGCAUCAACAGUUGCUCACAAGGAUCCGUCAACAGAACUACUAGCGGAACUGUUCCACAACAAGCCCCCGACUACGGACUUCCGAAAGUUACCAAAGAUCGAGAAAAAGCCCUCUGCUGUGCUAGCGCACCCUGAAAAGGAUCAUCAUGCUCAUGAACAAUCCAAGAAACAUUCUACAAGCCUGGAUCAUCACAAAAAGGAGAAGGAACAUAAAAUGCGUCGCAAGGACGAUGGUUCAUUCGAGACGAAGGAAGAACGAGCAAAACGAAAAGAAGCUGAGAGGACAAAGAAGGACCGUGAGAAGACGAAAGAUCAGAAGCGAGAUAAAAAGAAAGCAUUCAGCAAGCAGUUGGCUCAUCUCGUCGCAGAAGACAGUGGUUCGAGUUGUGCUGGAGCCAGUGGAGGCUUGUCUAUGUACGAUCGUGUGAAAAGAAGAAGCUCUGCUGCUAAUAAGGACGAUGGCACCAAGAAGACUGCUGCGCUUCAGCGUUUACGAGACAAGAAUAACGAGCGGAAGAACCAAAAAGUGGGCUCAUUUUAUUGCUCGUUUGCUUUGAGUCCGUUGAUGAGUCCAUUCUUUCAGCGCCACCGCAUCCAGCUGGACUCUUCUGAUGAGGAAGAUGAAUGUCCUAAACCAGCACGAAAACCUACCGAGUUCGAACCAGACGACUCGUCUGAUGAGGAAGAGGAGGUCGCACGGGCUGGGAAGAGUGCUAACGGCAACAGCAGCGACGAAGAGGAGCUUAAAAAGAAACCGGAUUACUCUACGGAUGAGUCGGGAGAAUCUGAUGCAGGAGACCGCAAGCAGCACAGAAGAUCAACGAAGAAAGCUUCAGAAAAGCAUAAACAUGGCAAGAACAUCAACAUGGAAGAUGUCUUUGGCGCAGAUAGUACUGAUAAUGAGAAAUCUUUAUCUAUUGAAGAAAAAGAGAAGAAGCGAAAGAAGACCAAGAAGGAUUCCUCUGAUGAGAACGAAGCUCCAAAGAAGAAGCUCACAAAAUCUGACAAACUUGAUUUCGAAUCAAUCUUUGGUCCUGAUAAGGCGGAGAAAGCGCGGAAAAAUGAGAAAGAACGCAAGGAGAAGCUAAAAGAGGCGGAACUGAAGAAAAAGGAUAAGAAGGAGAUGCCCAAGCGUAAAGGUGAUAGUCAUGAGUCAAAGCCUGCUAAACGGACCAAGAAAAGUCAUCAGUCGGAUGAGUCAAGCGCUUCCGAGAUGGAUACGCAGAGUGUGGUAGUAAAGAUUGAAGAGGAGCACAGCCAGUGCUCUACUACGAGCGAGAAGAUUGACGAGCCUACAAUCAAGGAAGAGCCUGUAGAAGUCAAAGUAGAAGAAGAAGAUAUCCCAAUGGAGACAGAGGAAGUUUCCGAGCAAGUGAAAACGGAACAUGAACCGGAAGAGGAGGAUAAGGAAGCUCACGUUCAACACCCUCAUCCAGAAACGGAAAGCGAAUCCUCUAAACCUCCUCAGCGCGCUGCAUCCACAGGGGCAGAACAAACUCGUCCAAAGCUUCUCACGAAAGCUGCGAUGAAGAUCUUUGUGCCAAGUCAAUCUACCAUCGCCACUUCAACCGUAUCUGCCACACAGCCUUCGACCGAAGCGGAUUCGGACGACGAGUCGACGGACUACGACGACGUCUUCGCGAGUGCACUAUCAGCACCAGCUACCAACCAACAAGAUGCUACUACGACCAGUUUUCUGCCUCCAGUUCGUCGAGUAAGCACCAGUAGCUCUGGCGCAACUGAACCGGAUGAAGUCAGUGAGUCUGAUUCCGAUUCGCAGCGAUCUCGACAUCGAGCUGUUGAACUUGUUGAUGCUGCGGCUGGUUAUGCGAGCGUCCCCGAACCACCUGGUACGAAUGUCGAUGAGGCGACAACAUCGUCCGAUGAAUGCUCUGCUACGAAGGCAUCUAUGACGGUGACAUCCUUGCAAGAACCGCCACCGACCAGUAACAGCGACAGUGUGAAGGAUACCACAGAGCACAACAGUUCAACUCCCUCCAGCACCAGUUCAACUUCCUCCAGCCCAGUUCAACUUCCUCCAGCACCAGUUCAACUUCCUCCAGCUCCCGAACCAACAGUGACACCAUGUGAGCAGGCAUCAAUCGACGAGGAAGCGAAGAAAACCGCUCGAGGACUUUCCGAUGUUCAGGAAACUGAAGAUGCGGUGAAGUCCAUUUUUGACGGCGAUGAUGAAGAGGAAGAGCCGCAAUAUCCGACGCUGGUGUUUGUUCCCGGAAAGAAUGGAGCGGUGGUUGCAUCAGCAGGUUUAUCGAGUGCAGGUGAAGCUCCCCUGGCAUCUACCAGCGUAGCAGUCACCAACGAGGAAACGAAUCGAGCCACAAGUGCCAUCGCUGAUGUCGACGAUGAAGCUGAAAUUAGCGGCAUCGCCUCAGGAGAUGUGUCCGAUGAGCAGUUGUUACGCGAAUCAUUCGUUGAAGAGCCAAUUUUGGAAGAAAAACCUGCUGCGGAAAAGAACGCGGAGACGACCGAUGUGCCCAAGGAGGGACCAUCUGCUGAUCCUGCAUCUAACGUGAUUGUGAUUGAGGAUGAUGACAUCGUGGAGAUUCCGACUACCAGCAGUAGUUCAAUAAAGGAACAACAUCCCGUACAUACUUCCAUCUCCCAACCGAUAACCGCCAACAUCACAGCGCCCAUUACUGUGGCGAUUCCGGAGCCCCGGAAGGCUUCCACGCCUAUGCAGUCGCCGAAAACGGUCACGAAUCCGGAACAAUCUGGCUUUAUUCCACCACAAGUCGUUCACCCCGUGAAAGCUUCCCCUGUACCAUCUUCGGAAUACGUAUCGGUGCUACCUGCCGCAUCACCCGUCUCGGGUGGCUUGACCCAGGGCACGCCUGUGGUAUCCCAAGCGGGAAUGCAUCCAUUGUAUAACCGGUUCCAACAACCAUCGUUCACGCACGCU